Henningerozyma blattae CBS 6284 is the source of this 1368-nucleotide messenger RNA. It is a transcript of the gene OCA4, whose product is annotated as Oca4p. The record is from RefSeq and is a predicted model, not a curated record. The transcript has a single exon. Bases 1 to 1368 code for a protein of 455 amino acids. Lineage: Eukaryota; Fungi; Ascomycota; Saccharomycetes; Saccharomycetales; Saccharomycetaceae. Gene Ontology annotation, molecular function: phosphatase activity.
AUGUUAGUUCCACCUGCAAACUUUGGUAUUGCAGAAGAAGGUAUAUUUCGAUGUUCAAAGAUUGAAAAUUUGAAUCUUUCAUUCUUAGAAACCUUAAAACUGAAAACAAUAAUAUUUGUAGAUGGCCAAGAGCCUACGAAAUUCUUUAAAGGCUUCUUCAAAAGCUCAUCCAUAAAAUGGAUAAUUAUAAAAAAUAAUGAUUUUUCAAAUAAUAUUAAUUCAUCAAUUAAUGAAAAUAAGAAUAAUACUGAAAGUAAUAGUCCUUCCGGAAAUGGGGAUGUGACUUUAGUAAAUACUACGCCCACUUUCAAUUUCUCUGAUAUCGAUACAGCCUCUACUGAGAGUCAACAUUCUGGGAUUUCUAAGGAAUUAAUGCCAGAAAGCUCUAAUAAGAAAAAUAUUAAUUAUAAAUCUAAGGAGACCUAUAAUUUGACUGAUGCUGAUGAUUUAAUGCUAAUCAAAAGUGUGUGUCUUAAAAAAAUUUUGAAACUUCUAUUAAAUAAAGAAAACUAUAAUAUUUUAUUGGUGGAUAGAACUUCAAUUGUUAUUGGUCUAUUAAGAAAAAUCCAGAAAUGGAAUAUAUCAUCAAUUAUUAAUGAGUAUAGAUUGUUUUCAGGUAAAAAUAGUAGUUAUUUUGCAGAAAUAUUUUUAGAACUUGUUAAUUUGGAAAUAACGCAACAAGUACUUGGUAAAGAAAACCCUAGUACCUCAUCAUUAGUAUCACCAAAUAUUAUUAUUGGUCCCAAGGAUAACUCUUCCAGCCAUUCGGCUAAUACUAGCAAUGGGGUUUCAAUCAAAAGACAGCGGCACGGUAAUACGCCAAUUGCUACUAAUACUAAAGGGAAUAUGCACAAGGUUGAAAUGUCAGAAAUUGUAAAUGAAGAAGAUCUAUUCACUGCACCCAACGUUCCUCAGCGUAUGCUUAAGCUGGUUGAUGAUGCCCAAACUCGUUACUUUGAUAACCUCCAAGAUAAAAAUAAGGGAAGGGUAGAAAACACCCAAGGUAUCCUCCCAGUUAGCUCUAAUAAUGAAAAUACUAAUGUCACUAAAAAUACACAAUCUGUAAUCCCUUCUUCUUUGCCUUUAAAUCAGACAUACAAAAGUUCAUUACAUAGUCCCGAGACUAUCUUAAAUAUAUCACUUAAUAAGUCAUCUGCAGUCGAUUAUCAGUACUAUAAGUGCUUGCAAGAUACUAUCUUUAAAAAUGGCUCUUCUAAGCGUGGAUCAAGCACUAGAGAUAGUAGUAUACAAGAAAAUAUUAUACAUAUUCAAAUUCCUACGGAAGAUUUGUUGCCAACAUGGUUUACAUUUCAGCGAGACAUUUGGGAACAGAAUUAUCGUAAAAUAAGGCAUUCUAGAGUAGAAUAG